Messenger RNA from Oppia nitens, 2334 nucleotides. Its product is annotated as signal peptide peptidase-like 2A. NCBI's taxonomy places the organism in Eukaryota, Metazoa, Arthropoda, Arachnida, Sarcoptiformes, Oppiidae. The record is from RefSeq and is a predicted model, not a curated record. Gene Ontology annotation, biological process: membrane protein proteolysis. The coding region runs from base 221 to 2221 and encodes 666 amino acids. Gene Ontology annotation, molecular function: aspartic endopeptidase activity, intramembrane cleaving. The transcript has 4 exons. Gene Ontology annotation, cellular component: Golgi-associated vesicle membrane; lysosomal membrane; cytoplasmic side of endoplasmic reticulum membrane.
AUUUAAAUAACAAACAAUGUGUUGCUAUUGUGUUGUCAUUAAUGAUAUAACAGUUGUUUUGUAAUAAUAAUAAUAAUAAUAAUAAUUAAUUAUUAUUAUUAUUAUUAGUGACCACACAAUCGGGUGGUGGCCAGUGAUAUCACCGGUCCAUAACAACACACACAAACAAGUAGUCCAUUGAUAUAUUACCGAUACUGCAGUCAAUUAUUAUUAUUAGGUCAUGUAUUUGUCGUCAUCAUCAGCGUCGGCCAAACGGUUACCGAUAAUGGCCACUACUACGGUCACUGUUAUUAUUAUGGCAUUGUUGGCCAUCAUAUCUAUGGCUGAGACUACGCCUUCCGAUAAGCCGCCGAUUUCGUUGUUGGCCAUCAACGACCAAAAGCGGCGGCAACAACCCAACCAACAACAACAACGGGCCGAUAUGUAUACCAAUCUGAUCGAGACUCGCGACCCGAUUACCGAAACCAAUCGCCGAUUUUGUGUACUCGACUAUGUCUGGACACGCGACUCGACCCGCAAUCAGUCGCGCGGCCACUGGCACGAUCUGUAUACCGAUCUCUAUGAUCAGCAAAAAGAUAUUUGCGACCUGUCGGCUAUCGUCGACCCGCUGAUGACCAAUCAUACCGUACUUAUCCAGUACUCUGGCGACUGCGAUAUCAACCAACAGAUCGACUAUUUCAACGGUACGGCCAUUGCGGCACUGUUGGUGUCCGUCGGAUGUGCGCUCGAUAUCGACGCGGCCGUAAACAUAACACGCGAUACCUUACGGGCCAAUCGUUUUCCAGUUGCACUAAUAUCACAGUCCAGUGUCGACCAGAUGCUAAAAUCGCCGACCACUUCAGGCGGUCGCUAUCAUCAUCAUCAUCAACAGCGGCGCUAUCAGUGCCGUCUAUACGAACUGGCCGCGGAUCCCGUCGGCUACGCUUUCGACUAUUCUAUACUAUGUAUAUGGCUGUUGGCCACGUUUACCGUAACGAUGGGCGCCUACUGGUCAGGUAGUGUACGGUUCCGUAUAUUUCAGUCGACUCAGGAACAAUUGGCUACCAAAGUGGCCAAAUCCGACUCAGCUGACACCGCCGAUACACAAAAGCCGGCUACACUGGACGGCGAGGAAGCGUUUAUCAAUUUGUCGCCCCUAUUGGUACUCUGUUUUGUCCUAAUGAUGGCCGUCAUGCUAUGUUUGCUAUACUUUUUCUACCGAUACCUGGUCUACGUAAUCAUCUUCCUGUUCAUACUGGCCUCCAUUGGCUCACUGUUUGCCUGUUUCGAGCCACUGAUCGUACGGGUAUUACCCGACCGUUUUACGCGGCCAUCGUUUAUUGUUUGCAAUGUCCGAUGCGGUAAAAUGUAUUACUAUCAGCUGUUAUUGUUGAUCAUAGCGGCUACAGUGGCCAUCACAUGGUAUUUUGUCCGACGCCAGCCAUACGCUUGGCUAUUGCAAGACUGGUUGGGCGUAUGUUUUAGUCUGAAUAUGUUACGUACGAUACGACUGCCCUCCUAUAAGAUAUGUGUGAUAUUAUUGUCGGCACUGUUCUUCUACGACAUAUUUUUCGUAUUCAUUACACCAUUGAUCACAUCAAAAGGCAACUCUGUGAUGGUAGACGUGGCCACUGGCGGAUCGGGCGGCAAAUCUCGUUGCGGUACACCCGGCGAAACCAUACCGAUGGUUAUGCGUGUACCGCACAAUAUCUUCAAGCCGCGUAACGAUAGUUCGCCAAUGGACGUCUGCUACGGUACAUCGGAUUCGUUGCUCGGUUUCGGCGACAUACUGGUGCCCGGACUACUGGUAGCCUAUUGUUAUUCAUUCGAUUUGAUUGCAAAUAUCAAGUAUCGGGUCUACUAUCUGACCACUUGUAUUGGUUACGGAGUCGGUCUGAUUGCUACGUUUGCCGGACUGUAUUUGAUGAGCGGUAGCGCACAGCCGGCCCUCCUAUAUCUGGUACCGUUUACUAUGAUACCGCCGCUGUUGAUCGCCUGGUAUCGAAACGAUUUGCUGCACCUAUGGUCGGGUCCUGAAUCCUAUCACCACCACCACCAACAACAACAACCCAGCCGUUGCCACUCAUCAUCAUCGCGAAAGUCAUCGGCAAAAUGUGGACCAAAAACGACUGCCACCGCUGCCGACGAUAAUAAUUUGUUGAUUACCGGCUCGGCUACUGAUCAUCACCAACAGCUUCACUCGUCACAGGAGUCGUCGUCAUCGUCGAGCGCUGGUAGUUAACACCUCCAGUUAGCACCGGGAUGUCUAGUUUCCCGCCGCCACUCCCCCCACCCCCUGGUUGAUGUCAUUCCAGAUUGAUUUUUUAAUUUAUAUACAGUAUAUGAUAUAAAGUA